Messenger RNA from Ogataea philodendri, 612 nucleotides. RefSeq lists its product as uncharacterized. NCBI's taxonomy places the organism in Eukaryota, Fungi, Ascomycota, Pichiomycetes, Pichiales, Pichiaceae. The record is from RefSeq and is a predicted model, not a curated record. Bases 1 to 612 code for a protein of 203 amino acids. The transcript is spliced from 2 exons.
AUGACUGACGAGGUUAAAAGCGCCAAAGAUGCGGCCGCCAGCGACGCGUCCAAGGCUACGUUCCUGUUCUUCAACGCGUUGGAAAACAACAACACUGACAGAUCCUUGUUUGAGGAUCUGAUGGUGCCGAUUGUGGGUCACGACUCGGUGCCAAUGCUCGCAAAUCUCGGGCAGCACGAUAAGAAGGAAGAGAAGAAGAAGAAGAAGGCUCUUAAGGACCCUAACGCUCCGAAGAAACCUUUAACGUCUUUCUUCCUGUACUCCAAUGCCAUGAGAGACAUCAUCGUGAAGGAAAGAAUGCUUUCUGGGGAAAGCAGUCUGUCCCAGCCGGAAAUCGCACAGGAGACCUCCAAGAGAUGGAAGGAGCUCAGCGACAGCGAGAAGGCUAAGUGGAAAGAGCUCUAUGAAGAGCAGAAAGCCAUGUACGAAGAGGAAAACAAAAAAUACCUCCUUGCCAAGGAAACCGGUGCUGCAUACACCGCUCCAAAGAAGCCAGAAACUGCGCCAACACCAUCCAGUUUGAAGAAGAGCGACCACGAGAAGAAGAAGGAGAAGAAGAAGAAGAAGAAGGAAAAGCAGCAGCAGCAGCAGCAACUCCUUAUGGGCGAUUAA